Quercus robur (English oak) is the source of this 387-nucleotide messenger RNA. RefSeq lists its product as uncharacterized. Gene Ontology annotation, molecular function: nucleic acid binding; RNA-DNA hybrid ribonuclease activity. Lineage: Eukaryota; Viridiplantae; Streptophyta; Magnoliopsida; Fagales; Fagaceae. The record is from RefSeq and is a predicted model, not a curated record. The coding region runs from base 1 to 387 and encodes 128 amino acids. The transcript has a single exon.
AUGGAAGCUAAUGCUCUUGUUGAGGAAUUUAGUGAGCAAUUAGGUGCCCCCAAAACAACCUGCCCCACUGAGAAUAGGAAGAUGGACCCUCCGAGUGAAGGUUGGUAUAAAGUAAACGUGGACGGGGCGGUGUUUAAAGAGUCAGGCAACUGUGGCAUUGGGAUUGUAAUCAGAAACGAAAGGGGCGAAAUCAUGGGAGCGAUGAGCAAGAGGUUGGACUUACCACUGGGAGCUUUGGAAGUGGAAGCUAAGGCCUUUGAAGAGGGAAUGCUGUUAGCUUGGGACCUCGGGCUGAAGCACAUUGUGCUAGAAGGAGAUGCGCAAGGGGUGACAAAUGCGCUGACAGGCUGUAGUUCCCCCCUCCCCCCUCAAUCUCUAUUCAAAUGA